This is a messenger RNA of Guillardia theta CCMP2712, 864 nucleotides long. RefSeq lists its product as hypothetical. NCBI's taxonomy places the organism in Eukaryota, Cryptophyceae, Pyrenomonadales, Geminigeraceae. Gene Ontology annotation, cellular component: nucleus; mediator complex. The transcript is spliced from 12 exons. The record is from RefSeq and is a predicted model, not a curated record. Gene Ontology annotation, molecular function: cyclin-dependent protein serine/threonine kinase regulator activity. Bases 1 to 864 code for a protein of 287 amino acids. Gene Ontology annotation, biological process: positive regulation of transcription by RNA polymerase II.
AUGUCUUCGCAGAUGGCGGCAAAUUUCUGGCUGUCCUCUCACUGCACUGAAUGGUUGAAGAAUGCAAAGGACGAAGACAACAACCCAGAAGUCAGGCAACGGAAGGAGAAGAAUCGAGAAAUCAUGUUGAGCGAUGAAGAGAUUAAGAAACUAAGAAUUCACAUGUCAACUUUUAUUAGCCAACUGGGAAGAAAUUUGCACGUCAAAGUGCGUCAGAGGGUCAUCAGCACGGCCACGGUUUACCUUGCAAGAUUCUACUACCACAACUCCUACAAAGAUUUUCAUCCUCAUCUCAUCGCAGCUACAGCUCUGUAUCUUGCUUCCAAGGUGGAGGAAUCGCCGGUGUCGCACAUCGUGUCGGCUUUGAAGGAAUUGCAUCAGACCAAGUGGCCCAAGGAGGAGAGCUACGACAUACGGGAUAUCGUGGAUGCCGAAUAUUUCUUGAUGGAGGAAUUGCGAUUUAAUCUCAUCGUCUUCCAUCCAUACAGACAGACUGAACUUUAUAUGAAAGACGCAAAACUUGAAUCUUGCGUUCAUACAGCUUGGCAAAUCAUCAAUGACUCAUAUCGCUUGGACUUGUGCUUGUAUUAUCCUCCUCACAUCAUUGCCAUUGCGGUCGUGCAGAUGGCUGGCGCUUACCACAACUACGACACAACCGAAUGGUUGAAGACCCUAAAAUUCCGUGAUGGACACGAAAAGGCAAUCCCGGAAGUACAAGAGAAGCUCUUGGAGUUGUACGAAGACUACAGCCAUCUUGAACAUGAUGAGAUCAUGCACAUCUUGGACAAGGUCCCACGACAUCCUCCUCUCGGGAAGGGGGCGUCUCCCGUCAUGAGUCCUCCUCCAGUAUCCACCCCAGGAUAA